Messenger RNA from Delphinapterus leucas (beluga whale), 3823 nucleotides. The record is from RefSeq and is a predicted model, not a curated record. Lineage: Eukaryota; Metazoa; Chordata; Mammalia; Artiodactyla; Monodontidae.
GCUGUCCUGCCUCCGUGGACUCCUCCGUGGUUCCUGGUCCAGCUCCCUCAGCCCUUCGCCUCCUCACCUCGGUCAGGGGAUCCGCGGGGGCCGCGUCUCCCGACGUAUCUCAGGAGACGCCCUUUCCCUGUGCGCCCAGGACUUGGUGAAACUUCUGAGGCGCCCGCGGUGAAAUGGAUUUAACCCGAGGCGUCUUGCUCCGGCUCUUGCUCCUGGCUUCCAGCCUCGGACCCGGCGCUGUGCCGCUCAGAGCAGCUCACAGAAAACCAGGCAAGGUGGGGCCGCCUCUUGAUAUCAUGCUAGAGGCACUGAACUGUACAGCUUUCAGCAUCCAGUGGAAGAUGCCAAGGCAUCCUGGGAGCCCCAUCAUGGGGUAUACUGUCUUUUACUCUGAGGUCGGCGUAGAUAAAUCCCUGCAGGAGCGGUCCCACGGUGUGCCACUCGGCCUGGAUACCCUGACCACGGGACGAUGGGAUCAUCAGGUGAUUUUUGAGGAAGUGAUCGGAGAUUUGAAACCAGGCACUGAAUACCGAGUAAGCAUGGCAGCUUACAGCCAGACUGGCAAAGGGCGGCUUAGCUCUCCUCGGCACAUUACCACUUUGCUCCAAGAUUCCUGCCUGCUUCCAGGAGCACCUCAGCAGCUGCACGUCACUGUGGUUUCUGAUUCCGAGGUGGCCCUAUCUUGGAAACCUGGAGAGAGUGAAGGAAGCUCCCCUAUUCAGUACUAUUCUGUGGAGUUCAUCAGGCCAGAUUUUGACAAGAGUUGGACCUUAAUCCAAGAGCAGCUCCAGAUGGAUUCCAUGGUCAUCAAGGGCCUCGAUCCGGACACCAGCUACCAGUUUGCCGUGAGGGCCGUGAACCCCCACGGUCUCAGCUCCCGUAGUCAGCCCAGUGACACCAUCCGAACCGCCCGCCCCGAGGAAUCAGGAAGUGGGCGCUAUGGACCCCAUUAUAUAACCGACACAGAAGUCAGCGAGGAUGACACAUAUGAAGAUGACUUAGAUUUGGAUAUUUCCUUUGAGGAGGUUAAACCGCUUCCUGCUAUCAAAGAAGGGAAUAAGAAAUUUUGGGUGGAAUCCAAGAUGGCGCCCAGAUCGAACCCGAUGACCGUUUCUAGGCUUGUCCCCGCUACCCCAGCAUCUCUCCCCAUGACUGAGGUGGCUCCUCAGCCCACUCCAGUGGAGAGGAAAGGGAAGAAUGGUGCGGCUAUGAUGCCAAGGCUUUUUGACGUGUCUUGUGAUGAAAUUCUCUGCUCUGCUGACAGCUUUUGUGUCAAUGACUACACCUGGGGGGGCUCUCGAUGCCACUGCAACCUGGGCAAAGGUGGUGAGAGCUGCUCAGAAGAUAUUGUUAUACAGUAUCCUCAGUUCUUUGGCCACUCCUAUGUAACCUUUGAACCUUUGAAGAACUCUUAUCAGGCAUUUCAAAUUACUCUUGAAUUUAGGGCAGAGGCGGAGGAUGGCUUACUGCUCUACUGCGGGGAGAAUGAGCACGGGAGGGGGGAUUUCAUGUCCCUGGCUGUCGUCCAGCGCUCACUCCAGUUCAGGUUUAACUGUGGAACUGGGCUUGCCAUCAUCGUAAGUGAAACCAAAAUCAAGCUAGGGGGCUGGCACACGGUUACGCUCUACAGAGAUGGGCUGAACGGGCUGCUGCAGCUGAACAACGGCACCCCGGUGACAGGCCAGUCCCAGGGCCAGUACAGUAAAAUUACCUUCCAGACGCCUCUCUAUCUUGGUGGGGCUCCCCGUGCCUACUGGUUGGUGAGAGCAACAGGGACAAACCGAGGCUUUCAAGGCUGUGUACAGUCACUCACUGUUAAUGGGAAGAGAAUGGACUUGAGGCCCUGGCCGCUGGGGAAGGCACUCAGCGGGGCCGAUGUGGGGGAAUGCAGCAGUGGACUCUGUGAUGAAGCCUCCUGCAUCAAUGGUGGCACCUGUACAGCGAGCAAAGCUGACUCCUACAUCUGCCUCUGUCCCCUGGGAUUUAGAGGUCGCCACUGUGAAGAUGCUUUCACCUUGACCAUUCCUCAGUUCAGAGAGUCUCUGAGGUCCUACGCUGCAACACCCUGGCCACUGGAGCCCAGGCACUACCUUUCCUUCAUGGCGUUUGAGAUCACGUUUUGGCCUGACUCGGAUGAUGGUGUCCUCCUGUACAGCUAUGACACGGGCAGCAAAGACUUCCUGUCUAUCAACAUGGCAGGGGGCCACGUGGAGUUCCGCUUUGACUGCGGCUCUGGGAUUGGUGUUCUCAGGAGUGAAGAGCCCCUCACCCUGGGUCACUGGCACGAGCUGCACGUGUCCCGCACAGCGAAGAAUGGUAUCUUACAGGUGGAUAAGCAGAAAAUAGUGCAGGGAAUGGCGGAGGGAGGCUUCACCCAGAUUAAGUGCAACUCGGACAUUUUCAUUGGCGGGGUCCCCAAUUAUGAUGACGUGAAGAAGAACUCAGGCAUCCUCAAGCCAUUCAGUGGGAGCAUCCAGAAGAUCAUCCUGAAUGACCGGACCAUCCACGUGAAGCAUGACUUCACGUGGGGCGUGAACGUGGAGAAUGCAGCUCACCCCUGCGUGGGAGCCCCCUGUGCCCACGGGGGCAGCUGCCGACCCAGGAAGGAGGGCUAUGAGUGUGACUGCCCCUUGGGCUUUGAGGGGCUGCACUGUCAGAAAGAGUGUGGGAACUACUGCCUCAAUACCAUCACAGAAGCCAUUGAGAUCCCUCAGUUUAUCGGCCGCAGUUACCUGACAUAUGACCAUCCGGAUAUCCUCAAGAGGGUGUCAGGAUCCAGAUCAAAUGCAUUCAUGAGGUUUAAGACAACUGCCAAAGACGGCCUGUUGAUGUGGAGGGGAGACAGCCCCAUGAGACCCAACAGUGACUUCAUUUCCUUGGGCCUUCGGGAUGGAGCCCUGGUGUUCAGCUAUAACCUGGGCAGUGGUGUAGCAUCCAUCAUGGUGAACGGUUCAUUCAAUGACGGUCGGUGGCACCGAGUCAAGGCUGUUCGGGAUGGCCAAUCAGGAAAGAUAACUGUGGAUGACUAUGGGGCCAGAACAGGCAAGUCACCUGGCAUGAUGAGGCAGCUCAACAUCAAUGGAGCUCUGUAUGUGGGUGGAAUGGAAGAAAUUGCUCUGCACGCUAACAGGCUGUACACGCGGGGCCUCGUGGGCUGCAUUUCUCAUUUCACCCUGUCCACCGAUUACCACAUUUCCCUCGUGGAAGACGCCGUGGAUGGGAAAAACAUCAACACUUGUGGAGCCCAGUAACACCAGUUGGCUCUGCCCAAGGGACAGAACCUUCUAUCCUGAGAAACCCGGGGGCUCCAAGACCUUGCCUGACACCACACACAGAGGCACGGGGACCAGGUGUGUUUCCUUUCAUCAAGGAGCAAGUACACCCUGAUGGGAAACUAGGACCAAGACAGGAGUCCCUGGGUGGCCUUUCCUGCUGACAUUCUGUGGGCCAAACCCAACGGAAUGCUCUGUGUAGGAAGCAUCGGACUUCGUCCGUUGAAUGUGUAGUGGCCGCCAGAGAUCACACAUCACAGCGAAUUUCCGAGGCUGUCUGCUGUAGCUCAAUGACUGUGUUGUGAUUCAUAGUUUGUAAGAAAAAAAAAAAAGAAAGAAAGGAAAAAAAAAGAGAGAGAGACCCAAAGGGCAGUAUUAAAAUACUUCUCUCCUCCCCUGACUCUUGACACUCUUACUGAUAGCAGAAUGACCGUAAGACCUUGAACCUCAAAUUUCUCUACUUUGGCCCACAAAUUACUAGGAUUAACCCCUUCCCCUCCUCACUGGCUGGUUCAAUGUGCUCUGACUAUGAAAAUAAGGAUUAAGGGAGA